Molecule: messenger RNA, 2092 nt
Organism: Gastrolobium bilobum
Lineage: Eukaryota; Viridiplantae; Streptophyta; Magnoliopsida; Fabales; Fabaceae
Exons: 3
Source: RefSeq, a predicted model, not a curated record
AUGCGAGGUACUUCUAACCCGCGACUCUUGCAGUUUGAUCCUGAGAUAGAAAAGACAGAGAGGAAACUUAGGAAAGACGCAAAAGCAAAGAAAGCGAAAGAAACAAAAACAGCGUCAAUUUCUACGGAGACAAAGGAAAUACCAAAAGAGGAACCUAAGGAAGAACCAAUGGCAGAAAACAACAAUCAAAUUGUUCGAAGGACAUUGGGGGAUUACAUGACCCCAGCUCGAGCACCACAGACAGCGAGCAUUGUUAGACCCCAAAUAGAGGCUAACAACUUUGAACUAAAGCUAUUCCCAUGCUCACUGAAAGAUGAAGCAAGAGAUUGGUUGCAGUCUCAACCUGAAGGAAGCAUAACCAGUUGGGAUGACUUAGCCGCUAAAUUCUUGGCCAGAUUUUUCUCAGCUUCAAAGAUGGCUAGGCUCAAAGCGGAGAUCAAUGCUUUUGAACAAAAAGAAAGCGAAUCUUUGUACGAGGCUUGGACACGAUUCAAAGGAUUACUCCGGAAGUGUCCUCAACACGGAAUUGAAGCAUGGGAGAAGGCAAGAAUCUUUUUCCAAGGGAUGACAGCCAACACAAGAACAUUGGUAAAUGUCGCUUCAGGAGGCUCAUUGAAAACAAAAACUCUUGAUGAGACACUUGAAUUGUUGGAAUCAUUAGCAUCUCAAGAAUUUGACAAUGCUCAUACUCCAGUUGCGCCCAGAAGUUCAAGAAUCAUGAAGCUUGAAGGCUAUGAUGAGGCUCAUGCAACUGAGGAUUGUGAAUACAUCAGAAACACAGAAAAGCAACCAGCGGAGGUUAAUGCACUCUGGUAUGAUCAAAAGAACUCAAACAAUCCAGGAAUGAAUCAAUAUGGUAAUCAAGGGUGGAAGAAUAACAACCAACACCCUAGGUUGAGUUACAAGUCAAACUACCAGUUGAAUCCUCCUAUGCCAUUGCAACAACAACCUCAAGGUACCACAUCCGAGUGGGAAAAGGCGUUUGCACAGUUGUCCAAGACAACAUCCGACUACAUUCAACAUGCAGAUGCCUUCAUAGAUGAAACAAGAGCUUCGUUCCGGAAUCAAGAAGCUUCGAUCCGAAACUUGGAGACUCAAAUUGGUCAGCUGUCAAGACAUUUCACGGAAAGAACUCAGGGCACUUUUCCAAGCAACACAGUUGUCAAUCCAAGGGAGCAUUGCAAUGCUAUCACCACUAGGAGUGGGACAGUGAUUCAACCUGUGGAAAAGCCACCAGUUGAAAAGAAGAAAGAAGCUGAACCUGAAGUUGAGAAAGAGAAAGAAGAAGAUGAGGUAGAAGCUGAAAAAUGCAUUCCAGAGAAGAAGCUGUUCAAGUGGGAGAAAAAGAAAGCUCUGGACAGGCAACCAAAAGUGGCAGACCCGUCUCCAUAUGCAAAAGUUCCAUACCCUCAGCGGUUGAAACAAGAGGUCCAGAAACAACAAUACACCAAAUUUCUGGACAUCUUCAAGAAGCUGCAAGUCAACAUCCUUUUUGCUGAAGCUUUAGAGAACAUGCCCAAAUAUGCAAGGUUUAUGAAGGAUCUAUUGUCAAGGAAACGUAAGUUGCGGGAAUGUGAGACAGUAAAUCUGACGGAGGAAUGUAAUGCUAUCAGCGAAAAUAAGUUACCUACCAAAGUCAAGGAUCCAGGGAGCUUCAACAUUCCAUGCAUUAUAGGCAAGAUGGAAGUAGACAAUGUUUUAUGUGAUCUUGGAGCUAGCAUCAAUGUCAUGCCACUCUCCAUGAUGAAGAAACUGGGGAUAACCAAAGUGAAGCCCACAAAGACGAUAGUGCAACUGGCUGACCGCUCUUCAAAGCAAGCUUAUGGUAUCAUUGAUGACAUAUUGGAUAAGGUUGACAAGUUCAUCAUUCCUGUUGAUUUUGUCAUCCUUGACAUUGAAGAAGAUGCCACAAUUCCUAUGAUUUUUGGAAGACCCUUCUUGGCAACUUCAGGAGCACUGAUUGAUGUACUUAAAGGUGAGCUGAUAUUACGGGUAAACAGAGAGCAAGUAACUUUCAAGUUCUUUGACAAAGAAGUCCCCUCAUCUAUAGCUCAACCGGAAGAUCAAGUCUACUACAUUGGUGAAAAGAAAG